CCCCUCCCCCUCCUCAUGUCAUACGUUUUCACACCCCCUCCUCUCCUCCUCCACCUCCCUGUCUCUAUCUCCUCAUUGCGCUGUAUCGCCUCACUUCCUCCGCCAGGCUUCAAACAGGCUGCAGAAUGUCCAUCGUGAGCGUUGUUGCGAGGGAGAUCCUCGACUCCAGAGGAAACCCCACCGUGGAAGUGGAUCUGAACACCAGCAAAGGUUUGUUCAGGGCGGCGGUACCGAGUGGUGCUUCCACUGGCAUCUACGAGGCUCUGGAGCUGCGGGAUGGAGAUAAAACUCGCUACAAGGGCAAAGGUGUCAUGAAGGCUGUGGGUCACAUCAACGACACCCUUGGACCGGCUCUCAUCCAGUCGGGCAUCUCUGUUUUGGAGCAGGAGAAACUUGACAACCUGAUGAUCGAAAUGGACGGCACCGACAACAAAUCGAAGUUCGGGGCCAAUGCUAUUCUGGGAGUCUCGCUGGCCGUGUGCAAAGCUGGUGCAGCAGAAAAGGGGGUGCCUCUGUACCGUCACAUCGCUGAUCUGGCAGGAAACACAGACCUGGUCCUCCCAGUUCCGGCUUUCAAUGUUAUCAACGGCGGCUCCCAUGCUGGGAACAGGCUGGCCAUGCAGGAGUUCAUGGUCCUUCCUGUUGGUGCAGAGUCUUUCCGGGAUGCUCUUCGUGUUGGGGCAGAGCUCUACCAGACGCUGAGAGGAGUCAUCAAAGAGAAGUACGGUCAGGAUGCUACGAAUGUGGGUGACGAGGGCGGCUUUGCCCCGAACAUCCAGGAGAACAACGAAGCUCUGGAGCUGAUCAAGACUGCGAUCGAGAAGGCGGGUUUCACAGACAAAGUGGUGAUCGGGAUGGAUGUGGCCGCCUCAGAGUUCUUCAGUGAGGGCAAGUACGACUUGGACUUCAAGUCUCCGCCGAAUGCAGCUCGCAACAUCAGCGGCGAGGAGCUGGCCAGCAUCUACCAAGGCUUCAUCAACAACUACCCAGUGGUUUCCAUUGAAGACCCCUUUGACCAGGACGACUGGCCAGCGUGGUCACAGUUCACAGCAUCAGUUGGCAUCCAGAUAGUUGGAGAUGAUCUGACCGUCACAAACCCUCGAAGGAUUCAACGAGCAGUGGAGGAGAAGGCCUGCAACUGUCUGCUGCUUAAAGUCAACCAGAUUGGCUCCAUCACUGAGGCCAUCAAGGCAUGUAAGCUGGCCCAGGAGAACGGCUGGGGGGUGAUGGUCAGCCACCGCUCUGGUGAAACGGAGGACACGUUUAUAGCUGACCUGGUGGUCGGACUCUGCACCGGGCAGAUCAAAACCGGUGCUCCCUGCCGAUCAGAGCGUCUGGCUAAAUACAACCAGCUGAUGAGGAUUGAAGAGGAGCUUGGCGAUCAGGCUCAGUUUGCCGGACACAACUUCCGCAACCCGAGUGCGCUCUGAGCAUCACGCAGGAAAUCGACAUUGAACAAACACAGCAAAAUGAUAAGAUCCCAGAGGUUGGAUUCACUCAAGACUAACUCAUUUCCAAAUAUCUAAACUUCUGUUCUGCCGCUAACGUUCAUUGAUCAGGUGCUUCAGUGAGUGAUUGCCCAGAGUAAGUUGCACUAAAUCUCCCCGGAGGCACUUCUCCUCACGCACCUUUGCUCCUCUGCUUCCUCUGGCUCGAUGUGCUUAGUUGCUGUUUGUUCCUCACAUUCCUCCUUCUUCCCUGUUGUGACUGUAAACGGUGUGUGUAACUUUGUUGUUUCACUCCUAAUAAAUGGAUAUGUUGAA
This is a messenger RNA of Synchiropus splendidus (mandarinfish), 1763 nucleotides long. Its product is annotated as gamma-enolase-like. Gene Ontology annotation, molecular function: phosphopyruvate hydratase activity; magnesium ion binding. Gene Ontology annotation, cellular component: phosphopyruvate hydratase complex. The record is from RefSeq and is a predicted model, not a curated record. The coding region runs from base 126 to 1430 and encodes 434 amino acids. The transcript is spliced from 13 exons. Gene Ontology annotation, biological process: glycolytic process. NCBI's taxonomy places the organism in Eukaryota, Metazoa, Chordata, Actinopteri, Syngnathiformes, Callionymidae.